AAAAUUUCAAAGCGCACACCAACUAAGAAAAAUGAGAAAACGGCCGUAGCAAACAAAGAGAAGAGAGGAGCGGUACAUGGGGAUUACUAGCUGCUUUUCAUGGACUCGUCUUCCAUUUCCGUCUCUUUCUCCUUCCCCAAUUGUUUCUGCAAUUCUCCUGCCACUCUCCUUCCCCAUUUUACAAAGCCGAGGAGCUUCUCCUUCUUCAAUCCUUGUAAAACUCCAUUUCGAGGCUACCUGCAGAAAUCCCACGGAACCAUGAAGAGUGAAUCCUCCUCGUUUUCUUCUUCCUAUGUAAAUCUAGAUUCUGGGAAGUGCGGAGAGGAGAAAACUCUAGAUUGGAGUUCUACAACAUCCAUGAUAUAUGAUUUGCGUGAUAUCAAUCCGGAUUUGUUUCAACAGUUGGUCUAUGACGCUCUGGUCUGGAGUUCCCUUCAUGGACUUGUUGUUGGAGACAAAAGCGUUCAGAGGUCUGGAAUGGUUCCUGGCCUAGGGCUCGUGCACGCUCCGUUUGCUUUGUUGCCCACAUUCUUCCCUCAAAUUCAUUGGCAACAAGCGUGUGAGUUAGCUCCCCUUUUCAAUGAGCUUAUCGAUCGUGUGAGUUUGGAUGGAAAAUUUUUACAGGAAUCAUUGUCCAGAACGAAGAAAGUGGACGCUUUCACUAGUAGACUGUUAGAUAUUCAUUCCAAAAUGCUAGAAAUUAACAAAAAGGAGGAUAUACGUCUGGGUUUACAUCGUUCAGAUUAUAUGCUUGAUGCUCAGACUGAAUUACUUCUCCAAAUAGAGCUCAAUACUGUUUCAGCUUCUUUUGCUGGCCUUGGUUGUGUUGUCAGUGAGCUUCACAGGAAUUUACUUAACCACUACGGAAAGAAACUUGGAUUGAAUCCCUUGAGGGUCCCUGGAAACAACUCAGUCAGUGGAUUUGCCGAGGCAAUAGCUAAAGCUUGGAAUGAGUUCAAUAACUCUAGGGCUGUAGUUUUGGUUGUGGUUCAAACUGAAGAACGCAACAUGUAUGAUCAACACUGGCUUUCUACCAUUUUGAAGGAGAGACAUUUUGUGACAACCAUUCGUAAAACAAUGGCAGAAAUAGAUGCAGAGGGGGAGCUUCAACCAGAUGGAACACUUGUUGUUGGAGGCCAACCAGUUGCAGUCAUCUAUUUCAGAGCCGGGUAUGCACCUAGUGAUUAUCCUUCAGAAUCAGAAUGGAGAACCAGACUGUUAAUGGAGCAGUCCUCUGCAAUCAAGUGCCCAUCUAUUUCCUACCAUUUAGCGGGAACCAAGAAAAUUCAGCAAGAGCUGGCAAAACCCAAUGUACUUGAAAGGUUUCUCGAGAACAAGGAUGAUAUUGCCAAACUACGCAAAUGCUUUGCAGGGUUAUGGAGUAUGGAUUAUUCUGAUGUUGUAAAAAGUGCCAUUGAAAAACCUGAUUUGUUUGUGCUCAAACCCCAACGAGAAGGAGGAGGUAACAAUGUCUAUGGUGACAAUUUGAGAGAAACCCUACUGAAAUUGGAGAAUGAAGGGAGUGAAGAACGUGAUGCUUACAUCCUUAUGCAAAGGAUUUUCCCCAGUGCUUCUCCUGCAUUUCUGGUGCGAGAUGGUGUUUGUCACCAAGACCAUGUCAUAUCAGAACUUGGGAUAUAUGGUGCUUAUCUGAGGAGCAAAAAUAAAAUCAUAAUAAAUGAUCACUGUGGUUACCUGAUGCGAACCAAAGUUACAUCAUCAAAUGAAGGUGGAGUUGCUGCUGGAUUUGCAGUCCUUGAUAGUAUAUAUUUGACAUGAUUGAAUUGGUGUCUUUCGACGAAAGGGAAAUGGAGCAAUAAAGUGUUGACGUGUCCUGUUGGGGCCACUGUUAGGGGUUAAAAGAAAAACUCACAGGCUCAUACCAAGGCUACAUUGAACAAUAACUUUAAGUAAGUUUUGACAUGCAGUUAACUUUUAAAUUGGAGAGUCUGAACCUUAUCAGGUGCAGGAAAGCUGAUGUUUAUUAGAUCUUUCUGUUUACCAUGUCCUAUUGGAAGGUGCAAUGUGGCCUGGGAAAUAAAUUAUCAUAUGUUUAAUCCAUCUUUGUCAAUGUUGACUACUGGUGAUUACAAUUGGAGAACAGGAAAUAAUUUCUUUUG
Messenger RNA from Macadamia integrifolia, 2120 nucleotides. Its product is annotated as glutathione synthetase, chloroplastic-like. The transcript has 12 exons. Gene Ontology annotation, molecular function: glutathione binding; ATP binding; glutathione synthase activity. Gene Ontology annotation, cellular component: cytosol. Bases 100 to 1779 code for a protein of 559 amino acids. Lineage: Eukaryota; Viridiplantae; Streptophyta; Magnoliopsida; Proteales; Proteaceae. The record is from RefSeq and is a predicted model, not a curated record. Gene Ontology annotation, biological process: glutathione biosynthetic process.